Molecule: messenger RNA, 2354 nt
Organism: Mycena citricolor
Lineage: Eukaryota; Fungi; Basidiomycota; Agaricomycetes; Agaricales; Mycenaceae
Source: the annotation of a GenBank genome assembly
AUCUCUUCCUGACUAUCGGUCUCAUCUUUAAUUGUCAGCCGGCCCAUCCUUUGGGCGAGGUCAAUAUCAUCUCGCGACGCCUCGCGGCGCCCCGGUCCCUCCCGCACACCAUGGUCCUCAGCUUGAGGGCGAAAAGAUUGUUUGUACCACUGGCGCAAGUCGAAGGUCUCAUUGUUGAGGCUAGCAAUAGGCAAUUCACACGAACGCCCUAGAUGGUGGAGGGUUACUGUGUAGCAGUAUGGAUCUCGUGAGGAGCGGCCAAUGUCGAAGAGCUCGAGUUGCCACCGCGUCGCCGACCUCGGUGUCCCAUGCCUCAUUGUUUUCCAACUCGUUCAGAGGGCGGCAUGCCACAACCUGUCGAAGUCGUCAUAUGCAGCAUAUGCAUCAGCUCGUUCCAAGACCAGAAAGUCGCCGCUUCGCUGUUUCGUGACUACGAAUCGUGGGCCGGGAUCAGUCUGGAUGAGGUGCUCAUCUCCAGGGUAUGGGGCGGCGUCAGUGAGGGCCAUUCGUAUAAAGCGGGCGCGGAUGUCCCCAAGUGGGGUGUGCGUCUCGCCUGAGGGCGAGUUGUACCGAAGAUCACCAUCCAGAUACUCUAGUACGUUGCCAAUUUCAUUCUCGUCUAGGAGCUGGCUGGUACUCCCGCCCUCUCGAUCGCCCUCUAAGUCGAUUGCAAAUGUCUCAAGCACAUGCUCCGUGCUCUCAAAAAGGGCUGAGGCUGUUUCGAAAGUCACUCCGUGUGUCGCCAAGCCCGGGGGCUUCCCCUUCUGCUUCGAGGGUACUGUCUGCAGCUUGGGGCAAUUCCGAGCGAAGUGCCCCUCUGCUUCGCAGUUUAGGCAUUUGUUUGCCGCCAUCAGCUCUUCGCGCUUUUGUGCGGUCAACUUACGCUCCCACGGGCGCUCCGUUGCUUCGCGGCCUGGGUCCUUCUUAUUCUUCGACCCCUUGCUCUUCUCUCCCGAGACAGCUGCCGCUGACGUCUGAAUAGACGCGUCUGGCGAUUUCGACCGCUUCGAGAACUUUCCCUUCCCUCGGGCUUUCUUUCCGGCCUGGGUGCCUGGAGCGGCUGCCCCUGCGUCUCGGGGCUUGUCCUUCUUACCCAGAAGGACUUCGGCCUUUUCAGCGCCGCUCACAACCUCGUCCCACGUUGACGACUCGGGGUUCAGCUCUUGGCGGUACAGCUCUGCCUGUAUUUCGUGCGCAAAACCGCGCCAUAGCCUCACAACCUUUUCCUGGUCGUCAGCGAGCCCGAUCAUAAACAUUGUCCCAGCUUGUCCCGCAGUUUCAUACGGUAAUCUGCCGGGAAGCAGUACUUGAGCAUACCCGCAAAGAAAUCGCUCAGAGUCCACUCGGACUCUUUUUGUACCACUUUUCUGUUAUAGAAAUCGAGCGCUUUGCCCGUGAGGCGAUAACUUAGCAUGAAGAUGUGCUGAUCCUCGGGAAUUUGGCUGCGUCAUCGCUUCCGUCGUAGGCGACGGGUUGAAUUGGGCGGAUCAUUACCUGCCCAGGCCCAUCCAUGAGCAACCCAUGGGAGGCGGCAACAGGCGCUGACGGUGGCAGUCCCACUGGUGCGCCGCCGCGUCUGUGACUUCCUGAGCCACUGUGAGAGCUGCUGGACGAACUGGGUGGAGGGGGUGAUGCUCCCCCGGCCUCUCUUAUGACCCUUUCCAUGUAUCCGCCCGCAGGCAGUAUGUCGACCAGCUGCUGAUCACGCCCUCUAGACCCGGAUUUCGGUCUAGAGGCAGAUCGUGCUCGUAUCUGGGUCUCGAUGUGCGCUCGAGCCAGUGCUUGGGCGUCUGUGAUAGGCGUCCUCGUCGACCUCUUGGUUGACGCUUCUAACUGACGAAGCGGGCUCACUGAAAGUGCCGCGGAGUGCCGCAGGAGCACUCCUGCGGUACUCCUGCGGUACUCCAAAUACUCCACAUCAUUGAUCUCAACGACAACGACAACGAUCAACAUACUAUCCACAUCGGCCGAGUCGUUGAUGGACGUGGGAGUGAUCCGCGCAGGCAGCGGGACUACUGCAGACGCCGUUGUCGUCGGCGGCAGCGAUAGAGAUCCCACUCCUGCGGCACUCCAGAACAUUGUGCCGCAGACUCCACAGCACACCGCGGCACUCCUGCGGAACCUCUGGCGACACUCCAAACAAGUCUGCGGCACUCCAAAAGAGUCUGCGGCACUCCAGUGUGACACAUGUGACAUGUCUGCGGCACUCCAAAGCACAGCCACUCUCUGGAGAGCGCCGCAGGCACAUCCAACACUGUCUGCGCUAGUCAAUCCCUAAUACUUUAACAUGAAUUAGUCGAAUUUCAAUAGAAUUGAAUAUGUAGAUGUCCUGAAAGCCUGUUUUUGGAUCGUAG